AAUCUUGUGUACACUGAUGAAGGAGCAGAUGAAACCUUGCAAGUGAGCAAAGAAUGUAUAGCAAUUCUUGGAGAAGAGUUUUCUGAAUUUCAACUUAGCACAGGGGCUUAUUAUCUAUGUCGCCGUGAUUUUUUUGAGUUAAUGGAGGCUGGAAAACUCACUCCGGAUUGGUUCAGGAUUUUAGUUGAUAAUAAAAUUGACUAUACAGAGGUAGGAGGAUGGAGAAUGACUGGUAAACCAGAGCACCCAUAUCAAUCAUAUACAGAAUUGAAGACCAUUGGAUGCAUCAUGUAUGGUCCUGCAAUGGAGGAAAGUUGCAAGAUUACAAAGUUAUCGAAAUCAUCUCUUGAUGAUAAAGUGAUGGAGUCCACAACUGAACUUCGUAAAGCAAUAAUACCAAUGGAUAUCGUCAUAAAUGAGACCAUGGCGUCUACCUCAAGCUCGCUAGCUGACAAAAUUCAAUCUUCAGAUUUAGUAUCUGACUUCAGCAUAUGGUCUCUAAAGGUGGAAAAUUUGAAACAUAUGGAAAUUCAACUUGAUGACAUACGGGUGGCGACAAACAAUUUUAGUGAAGCAUAUUGUAUUGGAUCGGGGGCAUAUGGGAAAGUGUAUAAAGGAGAACUUUAUCUUUCAGAUAGAGUAAGUUCGUUGGCAUUAGAAACCAUGAAUGUAGAUAAAUUACCCCGGAAAAGCACUGUUGCCACAAAAUGCAAUAUACUUCGCGUAGAGCUAGGGAAUAAAGGGUUCUUGGCCCAACUAGAAUUGCUUAGUAGAUGUGAGAAUCCCAACGUACUCCGUCUUUUUGGAUUUUGUGUUGACGGUCCCGUAAGGAUUCUUGUGUAUGAGUAUGCUUCUAAUGGAAGCCUGGAUAAUUAUCUCAAUAGCACGGACAAAAUGAUUAAUCUUACGUGGGAUCAACGUUUAAAGAUGUGCCUCGGUAUUGCAUACGGAUUAAAUUACCUCCACAAAGCAGAGGGCGACAAAAGAAUUACAAUACACGGUGAUAUAAAGAGCGAUAACAUUCUUUUGGAUGAGAACUUGGAGGUCAAGAUUGCUGAUUUUGGUCUUUCUCUAUUCCAUCCUAUAAAUCACUCGGAAAGCACUAUACAUAUGAAGAACUUUGCUGGAACAAAUGUGUAUGCAGAUCCAGAAUACUUGAAGACCGGUAAAUUGAAAAUAGAAUCCAACAUUUACUCUUUUGGAGUAGUUUUGUUUGAAAUCCUAUCCGGGAAGUCAGCCUAUGAUUCAUAUUACACCAACCAAUAUGAGAUGGGGCUUGCACCUGUGGCACGAGAGCACUUUAGUAAGGGAACAAUAUUGGAAAUGGUAGAUGCCACAUUAAUGAGUGAAGCUCAUGAACUUGGUUCUAGACCAAGGAUAAGACCACAUCCACAUUCCUUGGAAACAUAUUGUAAAAUCGCGUAUGAAUGUUUGGCAGAAACUCAAGCCCAUCGUCCAAAAAUCGAUGCCAUCAUCAAGGAACUUGAGAAAGCAUUACAUUUUCAAGAGGAAAGUUACAAGAUUGCAGAGUUAUCAAAAAUCAUCUCUUGUUGAUAAAACUAUGGAGUCGACAUCUGAACUUAUUAAAGCAAUACCACUGGGUCUGGUCAUCAAUGAAACCAUGGCGUCUACCUCAAGCUCAGUCUUUGACAAAAUUGAAAUCCCAGAAGCUGGGGUAAUUGAAGAUGCGGAUUUAUACAAUUCAGAAUCUGAUUUGAGCAGUGAUGAUUUGUGUUGACCAAGAAUCAAGGACAAAUAAGUCCAGAUGUGGACGUUGUGGGCUGAGUAAAAGUAACCAUUUGAAGACGUGCUUUUCAGGGAUUUUCUGCUUAACAUUUAAGUAUCCCCUCUAUAUAGCAUGUUCUCUAUUGUUUUUUAAUUCAAUUAAUCAGCCAAAUACCAUUGUAAUAUGUGAUAAAUAAGCAUUCGACUCGAUGAAUAAAGUUAGAAUAUUUCCGCUAUAUUCCUCAAUUCAUCUAACUGUUUGUGGGAAAGAAACCACUACUAUGGUACUGCUCAACAAAUAGAAGGUGAUACCGGCCGAGUAAAUACAAAGAGCCCGAAUUAAAAACCAUAUUUAGAUUAUUGGGCAUCCAAUCACAUGACGGGGCUGCUAAAUGAGGUGUUUUCAGAACUUGGCGAAAAGAUCACUGGCCGAGUCAUAUUCGGAAGCGGAUUAAAGGUUGAAAUUCAAAGGUUAGGGCACAAUGUUGUUUGAUUGUAACUUGUAAGAAUGUAGACCAAUUCGUAUUACCAAAUGUCUAUUUUAUUCCUGCAUUGCACAACAGUGGUGGGUCUUGGUCAGAUGACCCAAGACGGGUAUGAUGUGGCAAUGAGACAAAUUUAUCUAAAAAUGUAUGACGACAAUUGUAGAUUGGUGGUAAAGUUGAAACGGUCUGCAAACAGGUUGCAAAAUGUUCUACCAACACCCGGUAAGCCAAUCUGUUUAACCAUGAAUUUAGAACCGAGGGAAUGGGUUUGGCAUGCCCACAUGGGUCAUGCUAACUUUCGUGUACUACAACCAAUGGCUCAAAGGGAUAUGGUGGAUGAACUUCGAAAUGAAGCCAAUUGCGGGUAUUAGGUUGGGGGGAGUGCUUCACCACCCCUCCCCGCUUUUUCUCCUCCCCGCCCACUCCCUAAUUGCACGGAAUGCUUCCCCGUUCCUUCCCACCCACAUAAUGCCUAAAGACAACAAAAGACAAAAUAGAAAAAGGAACAUAAGGUGGAGAUGGAGCCGGUGACCGCCCUUCCCGCCUAUUAGGUACCGGUACCACGGGGCGGUGUUCCCUUAGGUACCGGACCGGUACCUAUUCCCUCCCCGCCCGACGAAAGUUAACCGCUCCGUACACUUCAUAGCAAGAUGGAGUAAUGGAGCAUCGUUUGGCAAUGACAAAGACUCUGCUAAAGACAAUGAAAGUACCUGACACGCUUUAGGAUGAAGUCGUUAGGCACUCCGUUUUCUCUUUGAAUCAAAUUGUGACUAAAACCUUUUCCAACUCUAACUCCAUAUGAAGCAUGGAAGGGCUUGAGGUCAAUGAUUGAGCAUGUCCGAAUCUUCGGGUGUGUGAAUUGAAUGCUGCGACAAAGCUUAAGUGAUAAAUACAUGUAUCAUUUCUUUGAAUUGACUUAACAGAAAAAAAUGAAAAAUUUCAUGUACAUUUUUACUUCAAAACUA
Messenger RNA from Erigeron canadensis, 3175 nucleotides. RefSeq names its product probable serine/threonine-protein kinase PBL28. The transcript has 7 exons. Gene Ontology annotation, molecular function: ATP binding; transmembrane receptor protein tyrosine kinase activity. Gene Ontology annotation, cellular component: plasmodesma; plasma membrane. The coding region runs from base 142 to 1554 and encodes 470 amino acids. The record is from RefSeq and is a predicted model, not a curated record. Gene Ontology annotation, biological process: protein autophosphorylation. NCBI's taxonomy places the organism in Eukaryota, Viridiplantae, Streptophyta, Magnoliopsida, Asterales, Asteraceae.